Messenger RNA from Gymnodraco acuticeps, 4371 nucleotides. It is a transcript of the gene tacc1, whose product is annotated as transforming, acidic coiled-coil containing protein 1. Gene Ontology annotation, biological process: mitotic spindle organization; cerebral cortex development; cell population proliferation. Bases 549 to 4064 code for a protein of 1171 amino acids. The record is from RefSeq and is a predicted model, not a curated record. Gene Ontology annotation, cellular component: cytoplasm. NCBI's taxonomy places the organism in Eukaryota, Metazoa, Chordata, Actinopteri, Perciformes, Bathydraconidae. The transcript is spliced from 14 exons.
CUCCUUUUGCUUCAGAGUGGUAGAGCGGACUGACAUGAUCGUACCAUUCUCCAACCACGGGGGAACUCAUGUUGGUUGAGUAACCGAAGCUGCAUUCAUUUUCAGAGCUUCAAGUUUCCUGUCUCCCCCGCUAUGUUUUUUAUCGGUGGACCAGCCCGAGAUGGAGGUUGGGAGGGGGUGCUCAGCAGAGGAGAGAGGGAGAACAGCAUUUUGAAACCCAGCUGAUCAGAGCUGUGGUAUUCUGCCACCGAGGCAGAGGCAGGGGGAGCGUGACUGGGAAAAGAGAAGAGAAGGCACCUGAAGAAUUUAUGAUUUUAAGACGGAGGUUUUACAAAUUGAAGAGGGGGAAUAUAAAUGAUUUUUCAUUUCAUUGGCAUCUGCGAACUCAUGUGAAGAGAGAACCUCUGUGGGAAGAUGUGAGAGCCUUUGGCAGGGUGGAAAUCUAAGGAGAAACACACAGAAAAGGGUUUACGUCAGGCCCUGGAAAACAGUUCAGGGAGUCCUUUGAUUCGAGAGAGGGUUGAAUAGCCCCCGUGGAAAGAGGAGUGAUGUCUUGGCUGUCACCCGUGUCAUGGGCCAAAUGGACGUGGACGGCAGUGCGAGGGGGAGAGGGAGAGGAGGAUGAAGAGGGGCAUGAAGAGGGGCAUGAAGCCAGCGAAGAGAGGCAGCAACUUGGAGAGGAGGAGGAGGAGGAGGAGGAGGAGAAAUCUCAAAGCUACAGCUCUGACUCAGAGAGUCAUUUUGAAACUCCUGAAGCAUCAACUCCUGUCCACGCUCCUUCAACCUUCCCCGAAGAGCUGGAGAACAACAACACUGAUGCAGACAAAACAGAUGUGGAUCAGGAGGAGCAGCUGAUAGUGACUGCUCCUGUGUUGGAUCUGGAUUUUUGGCUCAGCCACAACAUGGGUCAGGAUGAGCCUGUGGCGCCCAUGGGUGGCCUUCUGGAGGUAAACUUUGAGACUCUGCCCGCACGGCAACCAGAGAAACUCCCAGAGGCCUUGGGCUCUGCCUCUGCACCAUCAUUAGUGAAUGAAGAGCCUGAAGUGCCUGAAUGCACAGCUGUAUCCUCUGAGCCAUUCCAAGUCCCGGCGCCUGUCCUAGUUGCAGCUCCAGCUACAGCUCUAGAUCCAGCUCUAGAUCCAGCUCUAGAUCCAGCUUUAGAUACAGCUUUAGAUACAGCUUUAGAUACAGCUUUAGAUACAGCUCCUGCUCUGGAUCCAGCUUUAGAUCCAGCUCUAGAUCCAGCUCUAGAUACAGCUUUAGAUACAGCUUUAGAUACAGCUCCUGCUCUGGAUCCAGCUCUAGAUCCAGUUUUAGAUACAGCUCCAGCUCUAAAUCCAGCUUUAGAUACAGCUUUAGAUACAGCUCCUGCUCUGGAUCCAGCUCUAGAUCCAGCUUUAGAUACAGCUCCAGCUCUAAAUCCAGCUUUAGAUACAGCUUUAGAUACAGCUCCUGCUCUGGAUCCAGCUUUAGAUACAGCUCCAGCUCUAAAUCCAGCUUUAGAUCCAGCUCUAGAUCCAGCUUUAGAUACAGCUCCAGCUCUAAAUCCAGCUUUAGAUACAGCUUUAGAUACAGCUCCUGCUCUGGAUCCAGCUUUAGAUACAGUUCUAGAUCCAGCUCCAGCUCUAGAUCCAGUUCUAGAUCCAGCUCCAUCUCUAGAUCCAGCUCUAGAUCCAGUUCUAGAUCCAGCUCCAGCUCUAGAUCCAGUUCUAGAUCCAGCUCCAGCUCUAGAUCCAGCUCUAGAUCCAGUUCUAGAUCCAGCUCCAGCUCUAGAUCCAGUUCUAGAUCCAGCUCCAGCUCUAGAUCCAGUUUUAACUCCAGCUCCAGCUCAGUCUCCUGAUCCUACUCCUCUUCCUGCUUCUCUUCUUGCUCCUACCCCAGAACCAGAGCCAUUCCAUUGCAGUGAACCUGCAUUCAGCCCAGCUCCCGAGCCCCUUGAGCAGAAACCUCUGGCUGACCCAGAACCACAGUGCAAUGGCCUUGAUCAGACAGAGCCCCCUCAAAAGACCAAACACAGGAAGUCUAAGCCUCCAUCACUCGAGGUCAAGGCUUCAGUGGACGAACCUCCCCAAACAAUUGAGGAACAGGAACUUCCUCUUCCCAAGGCCACUUACAAAUUUGACCCUGACCAGCUGGAUGACGGCUUUAACCCUUUCACUUGCGGCGGAUCCAAAAUCCAGAACUCUCCCCCACCGUUUGGUUCCAGCUCUUUUCCCAGACUAGAGCCAAUCGGUUGCUCUUUGCCAGCAUGUGAGGACAGCGCAGCCCCUCCAGUAGAAGCUGAGUUGUCAUUGUCGUCGUCGUCAGAGGCAAAGUCCGUAAUGCUCGAGUUCGGUUUGGACGAGGGGACAGUCACCAAGCCACCUCCAAGGAAAUUAGGUGGUAAAAAGAAACUGGCAGCUAAGAAGAAGGCCAAAGCGUCAGAGGCUUCAUCUAAACCAGCACCAGAACCAGUUUCUAAACCAGCACCAGAACCCAUUAUCACAGAACCAGUUUCUAAACCAGCACCAGAGCCAGUUUCUAAACAAGCACCAGAACCCAUUAUCACAGAACCAGUUUCUCAAACAGUGUCAGAACCGGUUUCUGAUCCUCUUCCAGAAACUGCUUUGCCAGUUUCAGACUCAACUGCUCUUAACGUAGACGAUAUUCUUAUUCCUAAAUCAGGAGCCUAUAACUUCGAUCCCAAUCAGUGGGACGACCCCAACUUCAAUCCGUUUGGUAGCAACAGCACAGCGAGCAGCUCUCCAGUGCUCCCUAAGAGCUCCUACAGUUUUGAUCCAGACAAUUUUGACGACUCUGUGGACCCUUUUAAAUCCUCCAAAAAUACUACCAACGAGGACUCGUCCAGCAGUGCCCCUCAGCCGGAGAAAAAAGUGAAAGACGUGGGCAAACCUAAAGUAGUGAAGCCAGCGGGAGAGAAGAAAGCCAGGCAGAUUCCCAAGAAAGAAAAAGAGAGGGCAAUCGACCCGGGGACCUCUGAGCAAGUCAAGUUUCUCUGUUUUCUGUUGAACUCCUGUAAAGUUCAGAAAUAUGAUGAGAGCCAGUCCUUGGUGCUUGAAGUGUGCGAUCAGGGGGGGGAGGAGGAGGAGGAGGAGGAGGUGGUGGCCUCGACCCCAGAGAUCACUCAGCGAGUUCAUCACGCCACUGAUGAGGAGAAGCUCGCCUGCUCCGGCAUGUUGGGCCAGAGCGCAGACAUCCAGGAGGAGAGAGGAGAACCCCAGUGCAACAAAGCACCUCCGAAAAAACAGACAGUCGAUAAAUCAAUCGAUGAUAUAUGUCUUAAGGAUGGUCCUGAGACAAAGAUUACAGAUCACCCAGAGGAGAAGGAAAUCUGCAGUCUGAAAAGUGAUAUAAGUGAGAUGUCCAUGAAGCUUUCCACAAAGAUGGCCAGCAGUGAGGGCUCAGACGCUGCCGCCCUGUCCCAGGACCACAUCUCUCUGAGUGAGAUGGACAAGGCCGCAGUGCUCACCCUGAUCAGAGAGGAGAUCAUCACUAAGGAGAUUGAGGUCAGUGAGUGGAAGAAGAAGUAUGAGGACAGCAGAUUGGAGGUUUUGGAGAUGAGGAACAUAGUUGCAGAGUAUGAGAAAACAGUUGCACAGAUGAUUGAGGACGAGCAGAACCAGAAGACGCUGUCCUGCAGUAAGUCUGUCAGACAGUUGACCUUGGAGAGGGACCAGGCAAUAGCCGACCUCAACUCUGUGGAGCGCUCCUUCGCUGACCUCUUCAGGAGGUACGAGAACAUGAAGGGGGUCCUGGAGGGCUUUAAGAAGAAUGAGGAGAUGCUGAAGAGGUGUGCGCAGGACUACCUGAUGCGGAUCAAGCAGGAGGAGCAGCGAUACCAAACCCUCAAGGUGCACGCUGAGGAGAAACUGGACAAGGCUAACGAGGACAUAGCACAGGUACGUGCCAAGGCCAACGCUGAGGGUGUGGCACUGAGCGCCAGCCUGAGGAUGGAGCAGAUGAAGGCGGAUUCACUAGAAAGAGCCGUCCUUCAAAAGAAUCAAGAGAUUGAGGAGCUCACUAAGAUCUGCGACGAACUGAUCGCCAAACUGGGACCAGAUUAAGUGGCUUUAACUCAAACUCUCACUGCAACAUUCAUGUAAAUACUGUACACGAUCUCACAUAAGCACACUUUUCUUUUUUCCUGCUCAUAUGUAUUUGAAAAAUACAUUUGAAAUCCAGAACGCUUGCUCUUUUCAAACUAGAAUAUGAAAGCAGAGCAAUAAUCUUUCAUUGUGUUAAUCAUGUCAUCGCAGUGGAAGAAGCACAAAGUCAAUAUGAGGUGAAUUUAAUUAUUCCUAAAGAGAUUUUUUUAUAUUUGGUGAAAGAUUGACAGUAAAGGCUUGUUUUAUUCUUCAAGCAUUCAACAGU